UACUUUCAAAAGCCUAAAAUUUAGUAAAUAUUAUUGACAUAGAAAGUUUAUCCUUUAUGAACAAUAUCUUACGAAAUUUACGUUCUGGACGUUUGUCAUUUACAAUUUUUGUUGAAAAUUUGUUAAACUUGAGUGAACGAUCAGUUAGUACAGAGGUGUACAUAUUGGUAGUAUUCAUGUAAAUUCAUGUGUAAGCGUCAAUUCAUGUAAAUUCAUGUGUAAGCUAUCACAACUUGGAAUAAUGUCUUCAGCUUCAAUUUCACUUCCAAGCUCUAAAACAACUCCAUCAAAAGAAGCAGAAAAGAAACUAAAACCUUGCUGUGCCUGUCCUGAAACGAAAAAAGAAAGAGAUGCCUGCAUAAUGGAAAAGGGAGAAAUCAAUUGUCAAAGCUUGAUUGAGGCUCAUAAACAGUGCAUGAGGCAACAUGGAUUCAACAUAUGACAGUGUCAAGGUCAAUUGGACUUGUUGUCGUGUGUAUAGUCAAGGAUGUUGUAAAAGCAAUUAGUAAUAUUUAUCAACUUGUCAUGUCAUAGUUAAUUCUAGGGUGAACAUAUGCUUGCAAUAUGUUUUGUAGAUUUUUGUUAUACUUUGACAUUUAAAAAUUAAAAUAUAAUUAAUAAAUGUGAA
This is a messenger RNA of Xenia sp. Carnegie-2017, 628 nucleotides long. RefSeq names its product cytochrome c oxidase copper chaperone-like. The record is from RefSeq and is a predicted model, not a curated record. Gene Ontology annotation, molecular function: copper ion binding; copper chaperone activity. The transcript has 3 exons. Lineage: Eukaryota; Metazoa; Cnidaria; Anthozoa; Malacalcyonacea; Xeniidae. Gene Ontology annotation, cellular component: mitochondrial intermembrane space. Bases 215 to 442 code for a protein of 75 amino acids. Gene Ontology annotation, biological process: mitochondrial respiratory chain complex IV assembly.